ACCAAAAACCCCCAGAAUCGUGAAAUAGAAAACCACAAUGUGUAUUUCAUUCCCAGGUCUCUCUCCCCUUGCGAUUUCCAUGGUUUUUUUCCCGUCAUCUCCAUUUGUAGCCUCUCUCUCUCUAUUUGCAAUCUUCAUGCUCUGAUCGAACCCAAAACGUUCUCACUGAUGACAGAUAAAACAUCAAUCCUCCUUCAAACCCCCUCUCUCCCUACCCAUUUAUAUCAUUACAACAGAAGCUUCAUUUCUACAAAAGCUCUCUCUCUCUCCAUUUGCAGUUUAGGGUUUUCCGGUAAUGGUUUUACUAGUUUAUGCUAAAAGUUAAUUUCUGAUUUAUUAUAGUUGGGAUUAGUUUAUUUUUAUUUUUAAAUUAGCAUCAAGAUAUAAUAUUUGAAGGUUCAUGAUUUCUGCAUUUUUCUAGGUCUCGGUUGGGAUGGAAACCAUUUCGCGUGUGGAUCUUGAUUUUGUGGGAUUUUAUCUUUGCUUUUUAAGAUUUUUUUCUCUUUUGUUUUCCUUUCUUAGGUUUUUUUUCUAUUUUCUGUCCAUUUUUCUUUUGUAUCUUCUUUUGGGAUCGGCUUGGUGAAGCUGAGCCUCUUCCAACGGAUGGAGUUUGAAAAUGUGGUGCCUAAUGAGCUUAUUCUGGUGAAUGGGUAUAUAUGGAAGAGAAUCGAAAUGGAUUUAAUAUGAUUCUAACAGCGGCUCUUAUGGAUGUUUAUUGCUAGUGUGGGUGCAUCUCUCUCGCUUAGAAGCUGUUUGAUGGAAUGUCUAAAUUUGUUUUCUUAUCUUUUUAUGGAGAUGAUGCCUUGUUAGAUUUCUUAAGACAUUGGUCUAAAAUAGUUGGAAAUAUUCCUUAUUGCAUUCACUUCAAUAGCAAUGAUCUAAAUCAGAUCAUAAGCAUAAACAAACCAAUCAAAAUUCAGACAUUCAGAUCAUUGAUCAGACAUCCAUACCCUUGGAUGAUUCUUGGCGGUUGAAAAAAGUCUAACCAAAGAACUGCAUUCAAUGGAUAAAAGGCCACUGAUCAUAAAAUUGAGGCAGAUACAAAGCUCAAGUGGACCACACCACAAAAAGUUGUGGGGAUUUAACAUCUACCAUUGAAAACUUCUUGUAGGUUGUAGAAGUUUUGGAUCAAUCUGAUAUAUGGUCUUUUUCCUUCAAUCAGCUGCAUCUUAUUUCGUAAUUCUCGAAACUCGUAACACAACUCAGACAUGAUGGGAACUUGAGUCCCAGUCAGCCCAGAACUCAGUUGUUCUGUUUCAAGCUUAAAAGAUUACGUUGUCUGAUUUUGCAAGUUUUUCUUCUACGUAAUUAUCUUUUUCGAGUACAUGAAUAAGUCUUGAAUACUUGAUUGAGUUCAUAAUUGUGUACUGAAAUGUUAAUCUGUAUCGAUGCGUCGAUUGAGAUUUGCUUUUCUUUGGCAGACUGCUUUGAAGUUAUUAGCAGGGGAUGAGCAAGAGUUGCUACGUGUAAUUCCUGUCCUUCUGAGCAGCCGUGAGGAAAAUGAUGCAGAAGGGAAGCUCGUAGAAAUUACUGCAGUAAAUGGAUUUAGUGAUCUGCUUAAGGAUACUGCUUAUAGCUAUUUAAUGGAUGUUAUCUUGGAAGUGGCACCUGAGACUUUGUAUGAUAAGCUUUUCAUGAAAAUUUUCAGUGUGGCAGUUUUGUUAUCCAAGCAUUAGUUUGUCCUACAAGAUCCGAAGGUCAGGUAUUUGCUAUAACAUUUCCAUUCAUUUUGGAGCUUUUUAUUUAUUUUUUUUUCUUUUCUAUUUUCUUAUGUUGUUUUGAAGUCCUAAUUGAGCCAUGAUGGACAAUUCCAUUCUUUUAGGUAAGGUUAUUGGUACUGAUUGUAUAUACAUCUCUGAUAAAAUCUGUUGGCUUGGGUAGAGGCUGCUGAAGAAGUGGGCAUUUUUUCAUGGGACGUCAUUUUUUAUGUAAUAGUUUGAGGCUCAGUUUUCCAUAAAGACAUGUAAUGUAGUACUUUUAACCUUGAGUUUCACAUGCAUAUGCUAACAACCCUAAAUUCUUUUAGUUUUAGUUCUUCAUUGUACUCAUUUAUAUGAAAUGGAAGAGCAGGCCAAUUAUUUCUACUGAAGAAAAUUCACAACUGUUGAUUUAAAUUAUGAACCAUGCAACUAUAAGUCUAUAAUACUAUCUUCCAAAAAAGAAAAGAAAAGGAAAAAAAACCUAUGCGAUUCAUGUGACUGUUAAACUUCUUUCACCAUUUUCGUUUGCUUUCCUAACCAUCCUUUGUACUUGCUUCACUAUCUAGUAAUACAUGGAGCUCCCAUACCCAGAAUGCAAUUAACAAACAAGGCCUUUUAUUUUGAUGCGAGUUUAGAAAACAAUGUAAAAUGUUUUUUUCCUCUUGAUAUUUUAUGACCAUCUUUCAGGGGCACAUGAGUGAAAAACGAAGAAUAAUUUAUUUUUGUGAGAAAUAAUUGGCAAU
Magnolia sinica is the source of this 2443-nucleotide messenger RNA. RefSeq names its product pumilio homolog 23-like. Gene Ontology annotation, biological process: endonucleolytic cleavage in ITS1 to separate SSU-rRNA from 5.8S rRNA and LSU-rRNA from tricistronic rRNA transcript (SSU-rRNA, 5.8S rRNA, LSU-rRNA); endonucleolytic cleavage in 5'-ETS of tricistronic rRNA transcript (SSU-rRNA, 5.8S rRNA, LSU-rRNA); ribosomal small subunit export from nucleus. NCBI's taxonomy places the organism in Eukaryota, Viridiplantae, Streptophyta, Magnoliopsida, Magnoliales, Magnoliaceae. The record is from RefSeq and is a predicted model, not a curated record. Gene Ontology annotation, molecular function: RNA binding. The coding region runs from base 1389 to 1676 and encodes 95 amino acids. The transcript is spliced from 2 exons. Gene Ontology annotation, cellular component: nucleolus; preribosome, small subunit precursor; 90S preribosome.